CGCCCAGCCGUGGAGGCUCAGCAUGGGCUGAGCCGGAGGCAUGUCCGCGUCUGACUCUAGUGCAGCGCUUCUCAGCGGCAAGGGUUCAGCUGAUUCCUACGCGAGCAGGCCCUCGGAUUCCGACCUGUCCCUGGAGGAGGACAAGCAGGCGUCUCGGCGAGAGGCCGAGCGCCAGGCCCUGCUGCAGCUCGAGCGAGCCAAGAUCAAACCUGUGGCUUUUGCGGUGAAGACCAAUGUGAGCUACUGUGGGGCGCUCGAUGAGGACUGUCCUCUGCAGGGUGCUGCCAUCAACUUUGAAGCCAAAGACUUUCUGCAUAUAAAGGAGAAGUACAGUAAUGACUGGUGGAUUGGGCGUCUGGUGAAGGAGGGGGCAGACAUCGCCUUCAUCCCCAGCCCUGUCAAACUGGAGGCCAUGCGCAUGAAGCAGGAACUCAAAGCUGCACAGAGGAGAACAGGAGGCAGUGCGCAGUCAGGUGGCUGGAGGUCCACGCCUCCCUCUUCAGCUAAACAGAAGCAGAAGCAGACUGAACAUGUACCGCCGUACGACGUGGUGCCGUCCAUGAGGCCCGUGGUGCUGGUCGGACCCUCCCUGAAAGGCUAUGAGGUGACUGAUAUGAUGCAGAAAGCUCUGUUUGACUUCCUGAAGCACAGGUUCGAUGGAAGAAUCUCCAUAACGAGAGUCACUGCGGAUCUGUCUCUAGCCAAGAGGUCUGUGCUCAAUAAGAAAGUACUGAUGGAGAGAUCCAACACACGCUCCAGUCUAGCGGAGGUGCAGAGUGAAAUAGAGAGGAUAUUUGAGUUGGCAAAGUCUUUGCAGUUAGUGGUGCUUGAUGCAGACACCAUCAACCACCCGGCACAGCUGAUGAAGACGUCCCUGGCCCCCAUCAUUGUCUACGUGAAGGUGUCCUCACCAAAGGUUCUUCAGAGACUCAUCAAGUCCCGGGGAAAGUCUCAGAGCAAGCACCUGAACGUGCAGAUGAUGGCAGGGGACAGACUUGCCCAGUGUCCAGUGGAAAUGUUCGACAUCAUCCUGGAUGAGAACCAGCUGGAGGACGCGUGUGAACACUUGGCUGAGUACCUGGACAUCUACUGGCGUGCCACUCACCUGCCGGGUUCAGCCCCCAUGAACCCCCGACUGGAGCAAAACAUAGCGACCCCACCCUCAGGCAACUCCAGCCAACAGUUCUCUGAGACUCAAGAAUUAAUUGAAUGAGUGCGACCACAAUUCUGACUCAGAGCAGAGUAGAGUGGAAUGAUCUAGAAGUCCCCUCUCAGUCCAUCUCUCAGAGGCUAGCCACUCUCUGUGCAUCCAUGGAAACGGGCGCUGAGCAGCUGCCCUCUGAGGUGGAGGAGGAGGAGGGACAGAGGAAGAGGAAGAGAUGUGGGUAUGUGAGGAAGAAUAUGCAACUCCACCACCCUGGGCACACAGAAGAGGGAAGCUUGAAGCCCACCCAGCACAGCCACAUGUGCCAGUCACCACAUCUCAGGACUGCUCCUCUGAAGCGCAAUACACACACACACACACACACCCACCCCAUUAUGGUGUCACAUAUUUAAAGCACACACAGCCCCACACCUGAUCCAGGCAGCCCAGCUCCUCAGCCAGACCCUGCCAACCAGGCACUGCUCUCUGGGGUGAGGUUGGCACUGAGCUCCGAGCCCUCCCACAGAGACAGGUCACACCCUCACACCCUACUGCCACCCUGCUCCACUCAACCCCAUCACCACCACCUCCUGCACUCAACCCCAUCACCACCUCCUGCGUGCUCCUGCUGGGCUCCUCACCUCUGCUUAUCACAGCUGCUCUUCACACCUCUCAGUCAUUCCGCUAUCUGCCCAAACUGCCUGAAAUAAGCGUCUCCUCACUAACGUCAGUCCACACAUAUCACACACAGAGGGCUAAAGCGAUAAGGCAUCAGCUGAUCAGGAGUGGAACAUCUGCACGCUCCCAGGGUCAUUUAAGUGUGGCCUCGUUUUGGAGAAGGAUGAGAGUUUACAUCUCACUUAUGGUCAGUAACGUGGCCAUGCUGGAUUCAUAAAUCGUACCUUUCAUAUCUGAUAUCUGAAGCUAUUUUAAGUAGAUGGGCUUAGAGAGACUCAGUGAAGGGAGUGAAAGAUGUGUCAUAUCUCAUCCUUUCAUCCUCUGACAUGCUCCCACUCCUUUUUUUUCUAACUCUCGUUAUUCUCAUUCUUUCAGUUUUUGCUUGUUUUUUUUUUUAUUCUUUAAAACAGUCCUUAUUUGUAUCAGUAACUAUUUUGCUUUCUUUUACACCAACAUUGCAGGACAGUGAGAUUAAUAAGAGAUGAAACGGGAGGGUAGAUAAAUGUGUUUUAAGUGGAUCUUCUGGAGUAGUCUUGUCACCUCUGAAAUAUUGCAGUCUCUGAUGUGGUACUAUGAAAAGUUUUCCGAGACUGCAGCAACACUUAGCGGUUGAUCGUUAUAGCUGCGGUUUUACGUGUAAAUAGGUGACACUGAGUUGAUGUGUCAGUGCACCUUCCCAAUGUCUCUGCUUUACAAAUCCUUACAGCUUCAUUUUGCCCUGGGCUAUUCAAGACACCGCCAACCGUAGUAAACGCGCUGGGUUUGAAUUAAACCACAGAAAGAAGAUAUCCCUGUCCUGAUAUUUGGUAAUGUUUGGUUUAUGCAGCUGCAUAUGCAAUUUAUGCAAUUGAAAUUACUUUUUAUUUAUUUAAUGGAUUCUGAGAGUGUCAAUAUAGGAAGGAAAAUUCUGCUUUUCUGUAUUGCAUGAUAUUUAAGAGUUUCACUCACAUAUCUGAUACUGUUGUUCAUGAAUUCCUGCCUGCUGUUUGCACACAAAGUUCAUGAAUGGCACAGUGACAUGAAUGUAUUUAAGAGACACCUCACAGGAUGAAGUGUAUCUUACUUGCAAGACAAUCAUCUGAUCUCCCACUAACAUAACCCACCGCAUACAUGCAUAUGAAACCAUCCUGUAUAAUAAAUCACCUACAUGCAUGCCAGCCAUAUCUGCAGUUAGCGUAGGCCUUUGAGGAGUUACUCUGAGCCCCAUGUGAGUGAAACUUUCUUGCCAGGAUCAUCACAGUGGGCUCAUUACAAACUGCUUGUAUACGUAUUAACGCUUAAAAGCACAUCAAAACAAAGUUGCAAAUAACCACCUUCCUUGCGUGUACUGUGCAUAUUUACCGGGGUUAUUUGUCUGUUUGGCACUAAAGUUGUAUGGGACCAUACAGAAUCUACUGCAGCUGGUGCUUUUGAGGUUACAUAGAGAGGCGUGAGGAGUUGUUUUGAAAAGGCAGUUGAGCAACAAGCCAAGCUAGUGAAUAUCUUCCUGCUCAGAGAUGCUCUACUGUUCAUACUGGCUUAUUUCUACUGAACACAUACAAAAAAAAAAAACAAUGUCUUUUGGGGCAUAAAGUAUGUUUGUAAUGUCAAUGUUAAUUUUAUUUACUGGUUGAUUUGGCCAUGUGACACAACUAAAUUCUGUAUGCAAUAUAAAUAUAAGCAGAAAGCAUCAAAGGUUUAGACUAUCAAAUAAUCUCCUCUAAUGAGCUGGUGAAAAUCAGUACGAUUGCACAUGUUUUUUUCUUUGUUUGUCUGGUUGUUUUUAAACUUCUGCUUUAUAAUGCAAUAAUGCACUAUGUAAGUGUGUAUAAUCCUCUUCUGAUAGUUUAUGUAAUGUCAGAAAUAAUUGGCAUUUACUUGGUAUUUAAAGAAAAUAAAUGGAACAGAUUUUCAACAAAAUACUACACUACCCAACAUCCUAUGCUGUAUGGAACAAUUCUCUGUUGUGGAAGAGAAAAAAACAAUAAAGAAUUACAAUACGGUAAAUA
Molecule: messenger RNA, 3810 nt
Organism: Electrophorus electricus (electric eel)
Lineage: Eukaryota; Metazoa; Chordata; Actinopteri; Gymnotiformes; Gymnotidae
Gene: cacnb3b
Product: calcium channel, voltage-dependent, beta 3b
Biological process (GO): calcium ion transmembrane transport
Cellular component (GO): voltage-gated calcium channel complex
Molecular function (GO): protein binding; voltage-gated calcium channel activity
Source: RefSeq, a predicted model, not a curated record